AUGGCGGAUCUCCCAAAGGAGCGAUUGGAUGGAUCGCAUGCAUUUGAAGUCACUGGCAUUGAUUUUUGUGGGCCAUUCUUUUACAAGCCGGAAGUGCGAAAUAAGGCCCCAGUGAAAUGCUACGUUUGCGUCUUUAUCUGCUUCGCAACAAAGGCCAUUCACUUGGAGUUGAUCAGGGAUCUCUCAACAGUAUCAUUUCUGCAUGGCCUCAAGAGAUUUAUAUGCACCAGGAGAAGACCGCGGCAGAUUUGGUCGGACAAUGCAACCAACUUUGUCGGUGCACGCAAUGAGCUGCUUGAGUUGAGACGCUUGUUCCUCAGCGACGAGCAUCAGAAAGCGACGUUGGACUUUUGCCUAGCGGAGCUUAUUGAUUGGCGCUUUAUUCCUCCCAGAUCGCCGCAUUUUGGUGGUCUCUGGGAAGCAGCGGUGAAGACGGCGAAGUACCAUUUCUACCGCGCUAUUGGACCUUCAGUGCUGGCCUUCGACGAGCUGCGGACUCUUCUGUGCCAUAUUUCGGCAGUAGUUAACUCUCGGCCUUUAGUCUCAAUUUCAGAAAAUCCCGCUGAUCUGGAUGUGCUAACGCCAGCCCACUUUCUGAAUGGUGGUCCACCAUCCUCAUUCAUCGAGCCGGAUGUGACCGCCCUUAACUUCAAUCGGUUGGAUGGAUGGCAACGUGUGGCCUAUUUGCAGCAAGUCUUCUGGACCCGAUGGAAGGAAGAAUAUCUGACACUACUGCAGCAGCGCUCCAAAUGGCGCACCCCGAAGCCUGGCCUGGUUGUAGGUGACUUGGUGCUGGUCAAGGACGAGAACUUGCCUCCGAUGAAGUGGCCCCUAGCGAGAGUCGUUGAGCUUCUGUGUGGUGCUUCGGGAGAUUAA
Drosophila ficusphila is the source of this 876-nucleotide messenger RNA. RefSeq lists its product as uncharacterized. The record is from RefSeq and is a predicted model, not a curated record. The coding region runs from base 1 to 876 and encodes 291 amino acids. The transcript is spliced from 2 exons. Gene Ontology annotation, biological process: DNA integration. Lineage: Eukaryota; Metazoa; Arthropoda; Insecta; Diptera; Drosophilidae. Gene Ontology annotation, molecular function: nucleic acid binding.